AUGGAAGCCGAUAUUAGAGCUGUGCUUCCAAACAUCGAUCCCGUGGUCUCAGACUACUCCGUCGGUUACCUGACGCACGCUUCAACAGCCUGGACCGACGAUGAAGAGACAUCUGGUCUGUCACCUCUUAGCGAAGCUGCCGCCGCCAUUACCGAACUACUUCUCUCCGCUUCCGGCGAUUUUAAUCCAUCCGUCGAGGAAAAGGUCAAGCAGCUCGUGGAGAAAUGGGUCGACAAGUACGCCGAAGCAAACGGGGGUCAGCGCAUAGGACCUUCCAUAGCCAGGCGCUUAGACCAGACCAUCCAAGUUAGCACACAGCGUAACAUGUCGUCAACGCUGGCCGUGGCCACUGGCGGUGUUGAUCUAGAGCAGGCCAAUGCCAGAAAAGUCGAAUCGAAGGUCGAUCGGAAGAAGCUCGAAAAAGCGGAGCGCAAGAUUGCUGCCAAGCAACAGAAGAAGACGUUCAAGGUUGUAGAGUAUGAGGCAUCAAGACUGUUGGACCAGCCGGAGAAUACGCAGUCGUACGAAGAGUUCUACAUGGCCGUCAACCCUCUUCAAAUUGGCAGCUCCGGCGCAAACAAGACCAAGGACGUCAAACUGGACAAUAUUGAUGUGUCGAUUGGCGGCAAUAGGAUUCUUACGGAUACUACUCUUACCCUUGCCUAUGGUCAUCGUUAUGGUUUGGUUGGUAAUAACGGUGUGGGUAAAUCUACGCUUUUGCGGGCUCUGUCAAGGAGAGAGGUUGCCAUUCCCACGCACAUAUCCAUUCUACACGUGGAGCAAGAAAUUACUGGAGACGAUACACCUGCCCUGCAAGCAGUUCUUGAUGCUGAUGUCUGGCGGAAAGUUCUCCUGAGAGAACAGGAGGAACUCACUGCUAGCUUGGCUGAGCUGGAGGCUCGGCGAGCGCCCCUUGCUGAUACGUCCGCCGAUGCUGCCAAGCUCGAUCGCGAAAAGGAAGCCAAGGAUAGUAAACUGGGAGAUAUCCAGUCGAAAUUGGCCGAGAUGGAAUCUGAUAAAGCAGAAUCUCGAGCAGCCAGUAUUCUAGCAGGUCUUGGGUUUUCUCCCGAGAGACAAAAAUACGCCACCAAGACGUUCUCUGGUGGUUGGCGAAUGCGUCUCGCGCUCGCCCGUGCCCUGUUUUGCGAGCCUGAUCUGCUGUUGCUCGACGAACCGUCCAACAUGUUGGACGUUCCCUCCAUUACCUUCCUUUCCAACUACCUGCAAGGCUAUCCCAGCACUGUUCUUGUUGUUUCCCACGACAGAGCAUUCCUGAACGAGGUUGCGACCGAUAUUAUUCACCAGCAUUCUGAGCGACUCGACUACUACCGUGGCGCAAAUUUCGACUCCUUUUACGCCACCCGCGAGGAGCGAAAGAAGGUUGCCAAGAAGGAGUACGAGAACCAAAUGGCGCAGAGAGCUCACCUCCAGGCAUUCAUUGACAAAUUCCGUUAUAAUGCUGCCAAAUCAUCCGAGGCUCAGUCUCGCAUUAAAAAGCUGGAAAAAAUGCCUGUCCUCACCCCGCCGGAGUCAGAAUACAGUGUAAAGUUCACCUUUCCCGACGUGGAGAAGCUGUCUCCGCCCAUUAUCCAGAUGUCCGAGGUCGACUUUGGAUAUACAAAGGACAACCCUCUGUUACGAAAUGUGGAUCUGGAUGUUCAACUAGAUUCCCGCAUCGGCAUUGUAGGUCCCAACGGAGCCGGUAAGACGACUGUUCUGAAGCUUCUUAUUGGCAAAUUGGAAGUGUCCAAGGGUAUAGUAACAUCCCACCCACGUCUACGUAUCGGAUUUUUCGCGCAGCACCAUGUGGAUGCUCUCGACUUGUCACUUAGUGCCGUCAGCUUCAUGUCAAAAACGUAUCCCGGAAAAACGGACGAGGAAUAUCGAAGACAGCUGGGAGCCUUUGGCAUCACCGGCACCACAGGCUUACAAAAGAUGGCUCUGCUGUCUGGAGGACAGAAGUCAAGGGUGGCAUUUGCCUGCCUGGCCCUCACCAAUCCCCACAUCCUCGUACUCGACGAGCCUUCUAACCACCUUGAUAUCGAAGCUAUGGAUGCCCUUGCGGAAGCCCUGCAGGCUUUCCAGGGAGGUGUACUCAUGGUAUCUCACGACGUCACCAUGUUGCAGAUGGUGUGUACGUCACUGUGGGUGUGUGACAAGGGAACCGUCGAGAAGUUUGAUGGCGACGUGCAGGCGUACAAGAAGAGGAUCUCGGCUCAGGCGGACGCGGCUGGUGUUGUUAAGGCUCAUUAG
Molecule: messenger RNA, 2253 nt
Organism: Metarhizium brunneum ARSEF 3297
Lineage: Eukaryota; Fungi; Ascomycota; Sordariomycetes; Hypocreales; Clavicipitaceae
Molecular function (GO): ATP hydrolysis activity; ATP binding
Source: RefSeq, a predicted model, not a curated record